GGGUUUCCAUUUAUCCAUUUGGUGUUUUCAUAAAUCUAAAUUAAUCGCGCCUGAUGCUGCUGGCUUAAUUAUGGUCUGCGGACUGCGGUUGAAGGCGGAGGCGAGCAGGGAGAGGUGGAAGGCGGCCUACUCCGAGCUUCCUCCCGGUGCCAAUCCCAAGCUCGCCGAACUUCAAGAGCGUGACUUGGCGGAUUCCGAAGCCCGUGAAGCUCUUCCUGAUGCCGACAACUCUCAACUGAAGGAGACUAGUCAAAAGCGCAGGAAGCUUACCAAUGGGGAGACUAGUCAAAAAAAGCGCACGAAGCUUACCAAUGGGGAGACUAGUAAAGAAAAGCGCCUGAAGCUUACCAAUGAGAUGCAUCUUCAACGGUGCACGAUGCAGAUCUUUGUCAAGAUCAACUGUUCAAUUUUUCGCAAAAACAGAAAGACCCACUGUUUAAAGACAAUCACUCUUGAGGUCAUGAGAUCAAAUACGAUCUACGAUGUCAAGGAAAAGAUACAAGACAAGGACGGCAUCCCUGCAGUCCAGCAGACACUCAUGUUUGGCAGUGAGCUGCUGGUGGACAGCUGCAGCCUGGAGGACUACAACAUCGAGGAGGAGUCCACCCUCACCCUUGACCUUGUUCCCCAAGGGAUGCAUAUCUUUAUCAGGGCACGGAGUGGCAAGAUCAUGACUAUCGGUGUUGAGGGAGAAGAUAGCCUGUACAGUGUCAAGGCAAAGUUUUUCGAUGAAACCGGCAUCCCCCCAGGCAGACAGCGUCUCUUCUUUGCCGGGAAGCAGCUGGAGGAUGGCCGCACCUUGUCUGACUACGACGUGCAAAAUGAAUCUACCUUUCAUGUUGCGUUUCGCGGCAUCACGCGUCGGAGCGGUCAGAUGCGCAUCUCUGUCAGGACGGUGACCGGGAAGAAAGUCAUUGAACGUGCGAUGAAGCGCAGACAGGCCGUUGACAACAUCAAAGCGUGGAUCUACUCUGAGUUGUGCAUUCUCCCGGAGGAGCAGCAGCUCUCUGGCGAGGACGGCGCCCCCUUGGCGGAAGUGAUCCGUCGUUCGUGCAUCGUUGUUCUGCAGAUCCGUCCUCCUGGUGAAUCCCUAAACAAUAUAGAUGCAGAGGAAAAUUGGAUCACUACAACUUUUGCUUGUCUCAUGCAUCAAAUUAUUCAAGGAGAGCACGUCGUACAAGGAUCUGACAGCAAGAACACAAUGUACGGAAGCACUAUGUUUGAUUUUGUUUCAAAUGCUUCCAUCUCAAUGCAACUGAAAGAAACUGUAAGUCAUGUAGAGCUUACUCAAAACGAUUCUGCUCACGAGGACAUCGCAAGAGAUUUUCGAGCAGAGAUAAACAAGUUAAAAGAAGUGGAGGCAGCAAAAGCUACUGAAGCAGCACAAACCCUUCAGCAGAGCAUAGAUGAGCUGCAAGUGGUAGACAGAGAGAAGGAUGACGAGAUUGACAGAUUGAGAGCAGAAGCAGUUGAUGCAGAAAACAAGGAGACUAGUCCAAAGAAGAGUCAAAAGCGCAGGAGGAAUACCAGUGAGUUGCAGCUUGAACAGUGCACAGUUCAUGAUCCAUUGUCUGUCUCUUCACUAGCAUUCUCCACGGUGUCUCUGAAGAUCACACCUGCAACCAUUGUUCACGUAUGCAGUGGGUGCAGAUACAGCAGCAGCAGGUCGCCGGCCACAGCAGAAGCAGCAGCAGCAGCAGCAGUAGCUUGUCGCGGCUGUGGGUAAGGAGAAUAGAGGGAAGAAAAAAGGGAACCUGGCGACGGUGUGGCAACGCCGCCGGUCGCCAGCAGCAGCAGGCCUUGGUGUUACAGGUGACCCAGGCAGCGGCUGCGGGGACUGGGUCGCCGCUCGGGCUGAACGAACAGAGAGAGAGAGGGGAAUAUGUUAGGAUGUGUGCCUGCGUGGCUUGCUGAGUUGGCUGCCCUGUCAGCUUUGACUCGUUCUAAACCGGUUGAUCUUCCCAAAACCGAGUCAAGGGUUGUCUUUUGAACUAUGUUGUAAGUUGAGGGUGCAAUUCGACCGGUUUCAAAGAUGAGGGUUGUAAAUUGAACCGAGUGGUUAUUUCGGGGUUGAAAUGUGGACUUUUCUCUCUGGAAAUCGAGGUGAUCUAAGUGUCCAUGUUACUUAUAAGAUAUUAUAGGGUUUCUUGCUCUGUUUU
This is a messenger RNA of Triticum dicoccoides, 2159 nucleotides long. RefSeq lists its product as uncharacterized. The record is from RefSeq and is a predicted model, not a curated record. Gene Ontology annotation, molecular function: protein binding. Bases 71 to 1726 code for a protein of 551 amino acids. NCBI's taxonomy places the organism in Eukaryota, Viridiplantae, Streptophyta, Magnoliopsida, Poales, Poaceae. The transcript has 9 exons.